AUUGACUCAUUUACAAAAAAAAAUGAGUCAAGAAUAAAGCCGUGCGCGCAUGCGCUACUUGCACGCUAUGACGUCAACCAUCGCGCGAACAUUCCCGUUUGACGUCGCCAUUGCUGAAUUGGAUCAAGAGAAUACUGGCUACUGGAAGAAGUCACUACGCAACAGAUUCAGGAAUUGCAGGAAAUGUCAUGAACGUGAUAAUCCAUUAGGACAAAUGGAAGCAAAGAAAGGGGACUACACCCAAACCAGACAAAGCUGCAGGCAAACACAUGUAUGGCAUAAAGAAAGUACCUUCCUGCAUCCCCAGAAAGUGAGGAUGAAGAAACGAUCAAUGCUCACAUCAAGAUGCUUCAGAAUGAAUCCAGAAAAACAAGACAGGACAGCUUGAUGAUA
This is a messenger RNA of Lytechinus variegatus (green sea urchin), 393 nucleotides long. RefSeq lists its product as uncharacterized. The record is from RefSeq and is a predicted model, not a curated record. Lineage: Eukaryota; Metazoa; Echinodermata; Echinoidea; Temnopleuroida; Toxopneustidae. The coding region runs from base 50 to 388 and encodes 112 amino acids. The transcript has 2 exons.